UAGGGCGAGCUGCGGCCGCGUCCAGGAACUAAGGGAGAAUUGGGCAAUCUCUGCUGUGGCACUAUGGGCUGCUGUCGACGCCUCGACAGCGCCCCUAGCGGCCAGCGCCCGAGGCCGCCGCUUCAGCAGCCUCAUAUGUCCAGCCGGCCCUGUUACUGUAUUUACAAAUUUAGCACCAAAAUAUCAUGAUAUAUUGAAAACAUUGACUACAAAAAUGGCUUGGAUUAUCCAGAGGCUUGGAUAAGCGAGGCUUGGAUAAGUGAGACUCUACUGUAUAUUAAAAUGUAUCAUUUUAGGCUAGAGAAAUCUUGUGCAAUAUAUUCAGGCCCAGAAAUCGGUGGUAUUCCAAUGUAAUUACUCAAAAACCUGCAAACACCACCAGGUCUUCAGUUCCUUACGGAAACUGGAUAAUGUAGGGGAUUGCCUGAACUCUUUUGGCAAUGCAUUCCAGAGCCGGGGGGCCACUGCCGAGAAGGCUUGUUCCCUCGUCCCCACCAGCCGCACAUUCAUAUCCUGGUCUCCUUGGCCCCUUCCACACAGCUGAAUAAAAUGCCACAUUAUCUCAUUUGAAAUGGAAUAUAUGGCAGUGUGGACUCAGAUAACCCAGGCCCUUUCAGACAAGCCCUAUAUCCCAAGAUCUGAUCCCAGUCUUUCUGCAUUAAACUGGAUUAUAUGAGUCCCCACUGCCAGAUAAUCUGGGAUAAACAGAAAACCUGGGACCUGACCCAGGGAUUUAGGGCCUGCCUGGAAGGGCCCUCAGUUCAAAGCAGAUAUUGUGGGAUUUUCUGCCUUGAUAUUCUGGGUGAUAUGGCUGUGUGGAAGGGCCCCUUGGUGUGUUUUUAUCUUUUACACUCAUUGUUUUUCUAACAUUUUAUAUUGAUAUUUUGUAUUUAUAUACAGUAGAGUCUCGAAUCUCGAUUAUCCAACCUUCACUCAUCCAGCGUUUUGUGUUAGCCAACACAGUCUGCCUUUUAGUAGUCAAUAUUUUUGUAGUCAAUGUUUUCAAUACAUUGUGAUGUUUUGGUGCUAAACUCUUAAAUACAGUAAUUACUACAUAACUUUACUGUGUAUUAAACUGCUUUUUCUGUCGUUUUGUUGUAAAAUAUGAUAUUUUGGUGCCUAACUUGUAAAAUCAUAACGUAAUUUGAUGUUUAAUAGGCUUUCCGUUAAUCCCUCCUUAUUAUUCAACAUUUUCACUUAUCCAACGUUCUGACACCCGUUUAUGUUGGAUAAGCAAGACUGUACUGUAUUACUGUAUAUACUCAAGUAUAAGCCUAGUUUUUCAGCCCUCUUUUUAAGACUGAAAAAGCCCCCCUCGGCUUAUACUCGGGUGAGGGUCCUGGUUGGCUUAUAUUUGGGUCAGCUUAUACUCGAGAAUAUAUGGUACAUUUGUUUUUCUCUAUUAUUAUUGAUAUUAUUACAUUUAUUAUUUUUCUCUAUUAUUGUUGCUACUAUUACAUUUAUUUUACUCUAUUAUUAUUAUUAUUAUUAUUAUUAUUAAUGCAUUUAUUAUUUCACUCUGAUCUUAUUAUUAUUAUUAUUGAAUUUAUUAUUUUACUCUAUUAUUACAUGUAGUAUUUUCCUGUAUUUAUUAUUAUUAUUAUUAUUACAUGUAUUAUUUUACUCUAUUAAAAGGAUACAUAAGCACAUUUACAUUGAAGAAGAUGGGAAUAAUGAUUUGAUCAGAGUUGCACAGUCUUAUCUUAAAUUUGAGCUUUAUGUAAAUAUUCAAAAACAUUUAACCUACUGAUGCCUCGAUUAAUGUAAUUUUAUUGGUAUCUAUUUUUAUUUCUGAAAUUUACCACCCUCGGCUUAUACUGGAGUCAAUGUUUUCCCAGUUUUUUGGUGGUAAAAUUAGGUGCCUCGGCUUAUAUUCGGGUUGGCUUAUACUCGAGUAUAUAAGGUAUAUUUAUUUGCCAUAUUUUUUAAUCCUGUUGUGUAGUGUCAUGUCAUUGUUAGCCGCCUUGAGUCCUUAUGAGGAGGAAGGCGGGAUAAGAAAUAAGUAAAUUAGAGUAAUGGUCCUCAAAUCACAAAUGCCAACCUUGUGUGCAUUUAUGCUACAGAAUUAAUGCAGUUUGACACCACUUAAACUGCCAUGGCUCAGUGCUAUGGCAUCCUGGGAGUUGCAUUUUGAUGAGGCACUCACUCUUUGGCAAAGAAGAUUGAAAAGCUAUGGUCCUUAAAGUGGUGCCAAACACAUUAAUUUUACAGUGUGGGUGGACCAAUUGGCUGAGAUUGUGACAGAUUUGCUUUCUGAUGGCACACAAACCUAUUAUUGUUAUAAUUAUUAUAUUAUAUCCCUCUUGCAUCUAGACUGUAAUGCAGAGUGGCAAUUGAGACGCAAACUUCGUUACAUCUGUGAAAUUAUUAAAAAUAUUAUGGAAAACAUUAAUCAUCUGGCUGUGGUGUACAGGCAGUUACCAAGCUACGAACAAAAUAGGUUCUAGGAAUGUCAUACUAUCUCCAUGAAGAAAAUCUCCCUGAUAGAGGGCCUAUAUAUGUUCGAGAAAAUGGACAGCUAUAUAAAGUGAAUAAAAAUACAGGAAGAGUAAACAACCGUGCUGUAAAUCCAGGGCCUUCAAGGCUGUUCUCCAAAGGAUUCUCUGUUGAGCUUUAUGUGAACAGAGGUAAUGACAACGGAAGGACAGAUCAUUUCAUCUUCACCUACACCAAGGAGGGAAAUCUGCGCUAUUCGGCCAAAUCUCUCUUCAACUUAGUCUUGAGUUACAUUGCUGACAACAUGAAUCAUGUUGAUUCAUUGAUUGGCUUUCCUGAGCAGAUAGCAGAAAAGCUUUUCUAUGCAGCAGAUGCGAGACAGAAGUUUUCAGACUCAAGAACAGGACUUUGUGCCCUGCAGAAAUUUACAGAGGUUUACGGAAGUUUAGUACUUCAAACGCUAUGCUUGAAAAAGAGCUAUCUAGUUAUUUCUGAAAAACUUGAAGAAAUUAAAUCCUUCCAGGGUCUUGUUUGUUUGGAUUUGUCCUGUUGUAAACUUGGAGAUGAUCAUGACCUCUUACAACAUAUCACAAAUGCAACACUAUCCAGCCUAGUUCGCCUUCUCCUGAAAGAUAAUUGCUUAUCAGAUGCUGGUCUUCGCAAAAUGACUGCACCUGUUCGGAUUAUGAAAAGGGGUCUUGAAAAUCUAACAGUUCUAGAUUUAUCUUAUAAUCCAGAAAUCACCCAUAUGGGAAUUGGGUACCUGCUUUCUUUCAAAAAGCUGAACUAUUUGGAUCUCUCUGGGACUGGCCUAAAGUGCUCAAAGACAACCAUUUAUCAGAUCCAAACAAAAAUAGGUCUGGUUCAUUCUGAAGAGUCUUUGAAAGAAUUUGAUCAUAACAACUGCAAAACAGAAGGUUGGGCUGAACAGACUGUCUUGCAAUGGCAGCAUGCAAUCUUAGAAUCAAUUAAGGCAAAAGAAAAAAUGAAAUCUAGAACAUCAACUCAACGUUUCUAUGGAAAAAGACGCAAAAAAGAAGAACCUCUACAAGAAUUUCUAGAAGAGAAGCAAAGCAAGACUUCUGAGAAUUUGCAGUUCUACAGGAAAAGCACAGAUAUGGCAAACCUUUCUGCACUGCAAGGAAAAACUGAGAUGAAUGAAGAAUUACAGAAUAAAAAGCGUGUUACACUUGAACAGAAAGAACAGACUUUUCAGUCAAAGCAUUUUACGUUUUCAGUGGAAGAUUUGGACUUGCUAAAUUCUUACUGAAUUCAGUUUAUAAAAAUGCUGUGUAUUUUACAAAGAAACCCUUUUUAAAAUGAUAUUGCUGAAAAUUCUAAUAAAGUAAAUUUAUACUGUG
Anolis carolinensis (green anole) is the source of this 3797-nucleotide messenger RNA. RefSeq names its product leucine rich repeat containing 42 (gene lrrc42). Gene Ontology annotation, molecular function: protein binding. The transcript is spliced from 8 exons. Bases 2450 to 3706 code for a protein of 418 amino acids. NCBI's taxonomy places the organism in Eukaryota, Metazoa, Chordata, Lepidosauria, Squamata, Anolidae. The record is from RefSeq and is a predicted model, not a curated record.